Molecule: messenger RNA, 765 nt
Organism: Zasmidium cellare ATCC 36951
Lineage: Eukaryota; Fungi; Ascomycota; Dothideomycetes; Mycosphaerellales; Mycosphaerellaceae
Exons: 1
Coding region: 1-765 (254 amino acids)
Source: RefSeq, a predicted model, not a curated record
AUGCCUCCCAUCAAGGUCCACAUCGACGACCGAAUCACGCCGAAGAAGGGAGACGCGGUCACACCACAAACGUCGGACACUUCCAAUCCACAGAAUGCCGUGAAUGCGACGACUACUGCGCAGCAGAAUCCCCCAUAUCCGCCUGCCCAACCUGGUGCUGCCGCAGUACCAGCUGCAACGCCCUAUGUACCAAAUCCGCAACCACAACCAACUCCAACACGAACAUCAGCAUCUACGAACAACUAUGGGCCUCCGGCGCCACAACCAGGUGCGGUACCAGUACCUCCUGGGCAGCAGGCGCCCGUGACAGCGGCAAUACCACCACCUCCCAAAGCUGGAGAGACGCCUCAGCGAGCUCAGGCCCCGCCGACGACAAUGCCUCCGCAGAUGGGAGUUCCUCCCCCGCAAAGCAACUACACGCCAACGAAGGGAACGAUGUACAGUCCUCCUGAGACAACAGGUCCUACCACGCUCAACUUCGGCGCUGUACCUGCGCCUGCCCCAAUCACUGCUGGCUCUCACCCACCCGGCUAUCAACAGAACACGAAUGCUCAAGAGAUGACUUCAGCGGCGAGGGCGAGCUUGGACGCAGAAGAGCGGAGAGGAAGCAACUUUGGGACAAACUUUGGUCUGGGUGGAGGUGAUAGCACGAAUGAUACUGCCGGCAACGUCUGGAAUGCCGUGAAGGGAUGGGCGACAACCGCAGGCAAAUCUCUGGCGGAGACGGAAAAGGAGGUUUGGAAGAGGAUAAAUGGGGACAAGUGA